AGCUCUGAGCGUGAUAUUCCACAAGCCAGUGAACUCGCAUAGCCUCGGAAAGCCUGCUCUUGAGGUUUCGAAGAUGUUGGGCUACCUGUCCUUUUUAUCAACACAGACGUGGACGCUGCUCCUGCUGUUCCUGGGACUAUUGUUGGUGUAUGGAUACUGGCCUUAUGGAAUCUUCAAGAAGUUGGGGGUCCCUGGUCCAAAGCCAGUGCUGUUCUUCGGAAACAUGCUCAGCUACAGAAAGGGACUCCACAAUUUUGACAGGGAAUGUUUCCAGAAGUAUGGCAAGAUGUGGGGAUUUUUUGAAGGUCGACAGGCUACUCUCUGCAUCAUGGACACAGAGUUGAUCAAAAACGUCCUGGUCAAGGAGUGCUACUCGUAUUUCACCAACAGACGGAAUAUUGGCCUGAAUGGACCAUUGUAUGACGCUGUGUCCAUAGCUGAGAAUGAAGACUGGAGAAGAAUCCGUAGUGUGCUGUCUCCAUCUUUCACCAGCGGCCGCCUGAAGGAGAUGUUUGGGAUCAUGAAGACCCACUCACGCAACCUGGUGAACAGCAUGAAGAAGGAUGCAGACCUGGGCAGGCCAUCAGACACUAAAGAGUACUUUGGUGCUUACAGCAUGGACGUGGUGACCAGCACUUCUUUCAGUGUGGACAUCGACUCCCUCAACAACCCCAAAGACCCCUUUGUCACCAACAUCAAGAAAAUGCUGAAGUUUGACCUGUUGAGUCCAGUCUUCCUGAUUAUUGCUUUUUUCCCUUUCAUGGUGCCCGUCUUUGAGAAAAUGAAUAUUGCCUUCUUCCCCUUGUCUGUGACGGACUACUUCUAUGCUGCACUGCAGACCAUAAAGUCUCAGAGGGAAGCUAACUCUCACCAGAGUCGAGUGGACUUCCUACAACUGAUGGUAGACUCCCAGGCCCCUCAGAAAGAAGAGAAUGGAACUGGAGAUGGUACUCACAAAGUAGGACUGAGUGAUCACGAGAUUCUGUCUCAAGCGAUGAUCUUCAUCUUUGCUGGCUACGAGACCAGCAGUUCUACUAUGAAUUUCCUGUUUUACAAUCUGGCCACAAACCCAGAUACCCUGAAGAAGCUCCACGAUGAGAUUGAUGAAGUCUUCCCGGAGAAGGCUGAAGUCCAGUAUGAAGCCCUGAUGCAGAUGGAGUAUCUGGACUGUGUGAUAAACGAAACGCUGCGUCUGUACCCUCCUCUUGCUCGCCUCGAGAGAGUCUGUAAGAAGACCGUGGACGUCGGUGGUGUCAUCAUCCCUAAGGAUGCCGUUGUCAUGGUGCCUGCCUAUGUUCUUCAGAGAGACCCGGAAAUCUGGACCGACCCCGACUCCUUCAAACCAGAGAGGUUCAAUAAGGAGAACAAGGAGAGCAUUGACCCGUACUCUUACAUGCCGUUCGGACUCGGCCCCAGGAACUGCAUCGGGAUGCGCUUCGCCCUGGUCAGCAUGAAGCUGGCCAUCGUGGAGCUGCUGCAGAGAUUCACCAUCAGCACCUGUGCUGAGACGGAGAUUCCAGUGGAGUUGGACGUCAUGGGCCUUAUGGCACCCAAGAGACCUAUCAAGCUGCAGCUGUCUCCUCGGUCGUCUGGGGCACAGCUGACUCCCCGAGGCUGAGCGUCCACUUGCACUGGACACCAGGGGUGCCAAUGAUACACGAUAUGAUCCGCACAUACAGAAUACAUUGAUUUGUUUUUGUUUUUGUUUUUGUUGUUGCUGUUGCUUACUGCACUUUGUGUAGGAACUUUGAUAAGUAAUGCUCGCUCAUGUCAUUAUUUUUGAAAGCACCCGCACAUAAAUGACAGACCUUUAUCAAAUGAACACCAUAUAUGGUCGAUGGCCUACAUUACAUUACAUGCUAAAGUGCAAUUUGAGAUGUGCAAGCAAGCUCUAUCAAAACAGAUUUCGUCACGCAAGUACUGAACAUGAUGGUACUGGAGUUGUAAAUGCACUUAUCUUGGCAAACACUACCAGUUAUCAGCAACCUGGCAAUCGGCCCACUUGCUCUACAGCAGGCACACCUCAGUAGACAUCUUGGAAUCAACAAGGCACUUGUAUUGUUGUUGUGACACUUGUAGCCAUAUAAGCUUUAUUUUUUUAAUAGAACCUUAACUUCUUACUGAUUUAACUUUUUACUUUCUUGUCAGAAAUGCAUUUCUAAAACAUUUGAGGACAAGCUUUUUUUUUUUUUUUUUUUUUUGGUGAAAUAC
Messenger RNA from Sardina pilchardus (European sardine), 2211 nucleotides. RefSeq names its product cytochrome P450 3A30-like. The coding region runs from base 74 to 1618 and encodes 514 amino acids. NCBI's taxonomy places the organism in Eukaryota, Metazoa, Chordata, Actinopteri, Clupeiformes, Clupeidae. The record is from RefSeq and is a predicted model, not a curated record. Gene Ontology annotation, molecular function: oxidoreductase activity, acting on paired donors, with incorporation or reduction of molecular oxygen, reduced flavin or flavoprotein as one donor, and incorporation of one atom of oxygen; heme binding; steroid hydroxylase activity. The transcript has 13 exons.